Guillardia theta CCMP2712 is the source of this 954-nucleotide messenger RNA. RefSeq lists its product as hypothetical. Gene Ontology annotation, biological process: interstrand cross-link repair; protection from non-homologous end joining at telomere; double-strand break repair via nonhomologous end joining. The record is from RefSeq and is a predicted model, not a curated record. The transcript has 2 exons. NCBI's taxonomy places the organism in Eukaryota, Cryptophyceae, Pyrenomonadales, Geminigeraceae. Bases 1 to 954 code for a protein of 317 amino acids. Gene Ontology annotation, molecular function: damaged DNA binding; 5'-3' DNA exonuclease activity.
AUGUGGAGUGAAGAUCGGGUAACAGGUAGCAACGCGUUUCAUCACAGUGUGCCGGGAGCCAGCUCCUUCACCGUCGACAACUUCCACGUGCGGAACUCUGUUGUCAAGCACUACAUCCUCUCCCACUUCCAUGCCGAUCACUACGCCGGGCUGAGGAAGAAGUUCAACUCAGGUAAGAUCUACUGCACGCCCGUCACUGCAAGGCUGGUGAAGUUGAAGAUCGGAGUGAGCGCGGACCACCUGGUUGCCGUGGCUUAUCACUCUCCGCUACUCAUCGAGGGGACCCGCGUCACCUUCCUUCCUGCAAACCACUGUCCGGGCUCGGCACUGAUCCUCUUUGAGACUCCCGAUGGCAAGUGCCACCUGCACACCGGAGACUUUCGCUUCCACCCAAAGUUCAGCGAGGACCCGGUCUUGUCCUCCUUCACAUCGACUGGGAGCAGGAAGAUAGAUCAUCUCUUCCUCGACACCACCUACUGCAGCCCUGAGCACGAGUUCCCUGCCCAGGAGGACGCGAUUCGUUUCGUCGGGGAGCUGGUCAAGUCGAACGCGUUUGCCAACAGGGAGACUUUGUUCCUCGUCGGCUCCUACACCAUCGGCAAGGAGGAGGUCUUCCUGCAGGCGGCGCGGGAGAGCGGCUGCAAGCUGUACGUCCAUCCCGCCAAGAAGAAGGUCCUCGAGUGCCUCGAGCUGAAGGAGGAGGACCAGCAGCGCCUGACGACGGUGGCGCAUGAGGCCAGGCUGCAUGUAGUGCCCAUGGGAUGCAUCAACUUCAAGCAGAUGUCGGCCUACCUGGGGAUGGCAAAGGGGAAGUACAAGACUGUCGUCGGGAUACGACCGACCGGAUGGACGUUCUCUGGGGGACCCAGGCAGGAGCGAGGACCUCUCGUCAUCUACGGGGUUCCUUACAGCGAGCACAGCAGCUUCUCGGAGAUCCGAUCGAUGGUGAAAUGA